AUGCCGGUGAAAUCCAAUAACUCAUCAUCGUUAGAGCCGAACAGCAAUACAACAGCAGCCACCACACCCUCGCCCACCAUUUCCACCGGCAACAAGGCCAUGUUGGGUGAAAAAGCCGAAACUCCACCCAAACCUAAAUAUUUACAACCCAAAUCGGAAUAUCCCAUGCCAUCACGUCACUUCACCCUGAAGAGGCAAAAACGUGUUUCAGAAAAUCGUUCCAUUCCCAUGAAAAAACGUUCCACCUCAAUGCGUAAAUCACGUUCCUUGGACACCGAUCGAGCCUAUUCCCUGUCCAGCAUACAAUCGCCGUUAUGGGUUACCCUCACCAAUGCCCGCACCAUUGAAGAGCUAUCAAGGGAGCAAAUUUAAAAAAUACAAAAAAAAAAUAAAAAUUAUUUUCAAAAUUUAUGUUAUUGUUAUUCUAUUUUGUGUCAAAAUCUGUUUCAAAAUAUUGUGUGUUAGUUCUUUAAGGGAUUGAAAAUCUAAAAAAAUACCUAAAUUAUUUAAUUUUACUAUAACGGAAUUCUUGUAUGUAUGUUUAU
Molecule: messenger RNA, 545 nt
Organism: Musca domestica (house fly)
Lineage: Eukaryota; Metazoa; Arthropoda; Insecta; Diptera; Muscidae
Exons: 1
Coding region: 1-372 (123 amino acids)
Source: RefSeq, a predicted model, not a curated record